Vespa velutina is the source of this 957-nucleotide messenger RNA. RefSeq names its product extensin-like. Bases 1 to 957 code for a protein of 318 amino acids. The record is from RefSeq and is a predicted model, not a curated record. The transcript has 3 exons. NCBI's taxonomy places the organism in Eukaryota, Metazoa, Arthropoda, Insecta, Hymenoptera, Vespidae.
AUGGUAGUAGAAAAUUGUACUUCUACCACGCCCUCUGGCGCACUUGGCCACGCCCCUGCCGGUUUAGCUACGCCCCCUGACGUACUUGGCCACGCCCCUACCGGUUUGGCCACGCCCCCUACCGGUUUGGCCACGCCCCCUACCGGUUUGGCCACGCCCUCUGGCGAACUUGGCCACGCCCCUACCGGUUUGGCCACGCCCCCCUUCCGGUUUGGCCACGCCCUCUGGCGUACUUGGCCACGCCCCUACCGGUUUGGCCACGCCCCUACCGGUUUGGCCACGCCCCCUACCGGUUUGGCCACGCCCCCUACCAGUUUGGCCACGCCCCCUACCAGUUUGGCCACGCCCCCUACCAGUUUGGCCACGCCCCCUACCAGUUUGGCCACGCCCCCUACCAGUUUGGCCACGCCCUCUGGCGUACUUGGCCACGCCCCUACCGGUUUGGCCACGCCCCCUGGCGUACUUGGCCACGCCCCCUACCGGUUUGGCCACGCCCCUACCGGUUUGGCCACGCCCCCUUCCGGUUUGGCCACGCCCUCUGGCGUACUUGGCCACGCCCCUACCGGUUUGGCCACGCCCCUACCGGUUUGGCCACGCCCCCUACCGGUUUGGCCACGCCCCCUACCAGUUUGGCCACGCCCCCUACCAGUUUGGCCACGCCCUCUGGCGUACUUGGCCACGCCCCUACCGGUUUGGCCACGCCCCCUGGCGUACUUGGCCACGCCCCCUACCGGUUUGGCCACGCCCUCUGGCGUACUUGGCCACGCCCCUACCUGUUUGGCCACGCCCCCUACCGGUUUGGCCACGCCCUCUGGCACAUCAAUGAAUGAAACUGAAAAAUUUAAAGUCCUGAAUUUAUUACCAUGUCUGGGUAGACCAAGAAUGUUCGAAAAUAUUGUAUUGAUACCACUGUAUAAAAUAUCAGACAAGUUACAACAGCAAAAUUCAAUGACAUAA